UCUCCAUCUCUCUCUCUGUCUCUCUCUCUCCAUCUCUCUCUCUCUCUCUCGCUCUCUCUCUCUCUCUCUCUCUCUCUCUCUCUCUCUCUCUCUCUCUCUCUCUCUCUCUCUCUCUCUGUCUCUCUCUCCAUCUCUCUCUCUCUCUCUCUCUCUCUCUCUCGCUCUCCAUCUAUCUAUCUAUCUAUCUAUCUAUCUAUCUAUCUAUCUAUCUAUCUAUCUAUCUAUCUAUCUAUCUAUCUAUCUAUCUAUCUAUCUAUCUAUCUAUCUAUCUAUUUAUCUCUCUCUCUCUCUGUCUCUCUGUCUCUCUGUCUCUCUAUUCUUCUCUCUUUCUGACAGCGUAGCUUUCAGAUUCCUGACACCUGGGAACUGGGCGCCAUGGUGACAGACGGUACUAAGUCAGCUUCAUGUCACUUGGUGUGUGUGUAGGGGUCUGUGUGUGUGUGUGUGUGUGUGUGUGUGUGUGUGUGUGUGUGUGUGUGUGUGUGUGUGUGUGUGUGUGUGUGUGUGUGUGUGUGUGUGUGUGUGUGUUAGUGAACGUAGGGGUGUAAGCUUGUUGGGGGGUUGCCCAUUUGAAAUUGUGCUUUAAAUCACGGUCUGUUGCAUAUGUUUGUUUAAGUAGGGAUGUGUGUGAGAGAUAGAGAAAAGGUGUGUGUGUGUGUGUGUGUGUAUGCGUGUGUGUGCACAUAGAUGCAUGUGUGCGCACACAGUUUCCCUCCGAGACUUGAAUGUCAGUCACCUUGGUGUGUUGACAUAGUGUCCAAUAACCUUUCCGUUGGGUCUUGCGUAUUUCUCCAUCCGUGAACAGUGUUCCGGACUAAUGUGUUUUUCUGUCCAACUCUAACCAUCUGUACCGGCGCACAUUUAUAGCCUACUGAGGCCCUGAUUGACAGGCUUAUUAUGGAGCUAUAGAUUGUCCCCGUGGCUUCGCUACGGAAACGGGACGUGUGGGCAUACGGUGUGCACUAGCGCGGACCACUCUCUUGUGCGUGUCACGGGGGGCGAGUGGGACCCAGGCCACUCUUCUGUCCGGCACUAUUGUCCGUCCACAAAAGGAUAUUAAGACUAAUAGGAAUAGUAAUUCCAUUAUUUCCAUUGGGUAUAACUGAAUGACACGACGGGAUUAAUGGGAAGCAAAGAAUGAGAUUCAUUCUCACAGGCCGAAUGUCUUAGGGUUAUAACGUUGUAUUUUAUUGCAUCAUUGAAACAUUAAUAUUAUUUUCAACACGUUAAUUCUGUGAUGACUUAUUCAUACAGAGAGAAGGUUUGUAUACCUCUGGUGAGGAUAUAGGGCUUUAUUGUUUUUGCAUGGUGAUGCUAACAGUUCAUAUGAAGAUUUACAUUGUGUUUUUAUUUUUCUGCUCAUGUGGGAAUUCGUAUGCUACGUAUAAAUGUAUAUCGAGCAAUUUAUAUCGGGUGUCAUAGAUCUACUGGGUUGACAAAAAAAUACAGAUACUGUAUUUCCUUUGCCUAUUCAUCGAUGUGCUAUUCUUUGAUUACCUCAACAAAUUAACUUCAGAAUAACAGUGUCUGUUGCUAAUAUGACAUUGAACACAUCUGAAAUCAUAAUCUCUCAAAUUGAAAUACUUUCAGAUUAAAUCGAUUUGUUAAUAAAAUAUCAUCACUAACCCUAUUUUAGUGAGCUUUUGGUUGUUGCAGUUAUAUCAUCAUAAUAUUAAUAAACAUCCAAUCCAUACUGCAUCCAAUCAAACCAUCUCACUGAGCAAAUAAUGAGGAAGUUGAUUGUUCCCUGGGUCACAGUAGUGUCAUAUAAAAGGCAAAGCUAUUUAUUUAUUUAUCCAUUUUCACUCUGACUUACAACUAUAGAGUCAGACCUUUUUUUUUCGUGCAUCGUCCUGAUAAUAAUGAUGUUAAAUAAGUAAGAAGAGGACCAAGCUCACACACAAAUCACAGGUGGGUUUGGCCCAGCUUACACCCUCUCGCUGAAGCACUACCUCUAUAUCUGGGACGUAUUAGUACUGGUUGUUUUGUCCCUGUUUGUUUUAACACCCCCCUAUUUACUGCUCAUUACUUUUCAUUUAACUGAUAUUUUUGGCGAAUGGUGCCUCGCUUAAAGUGUUGCUACCGUAAUCAAUUGUGGGAAGCAUUAUCUCCUUUCCUUUCACAAAGGAGGUCAUACCCUACGCUAGAGGAGAUAAGGGAGGAAGCACUGGAGCACCUUCCCCGAGCAUUUAGAGAAUUCAAACAGCUCUAAUUAAGCUGCCACUAGAUGCUUCCGGGUCAUUUCACCCAGUUAGGAAGCUUCCUAAGCAAAAUGGACUAUUUAAACCGGAUCUUUGGUCUCACAUUUUGGCUUUUAAAGAACCCUUCGAUUGAGAGUCGAAGCAGCCGACUGCUGCUGGAAUAGAUCCACUUUGCUGCAGUUACAGGCUGGCUAAACCGGGUCAUUUUGAGGAGAGCCAUACAUGAGUCCAGCCAAUCAAGAGUAUGGAGGAACAGGAACGUGAACAUGACGAAGCUUUAGACUGGUGAAGGUCAAUUCAAUGGCUAUCUCACGUCUGAGGUGUUGCUUUGUUAGCAAUCUGGUUUUAGUGUACUUGAUUAUAGUAUUCUCACCUUCCUCUGUGUGUGUGUGUGUGUGUGUGUGUGUGUGUGUGUGUGUGUGUGUGUGUGUGUGUGUGUGUGUGUGUGUGUGUGUGUGUGUGUGUGUGUGUGUGAGACUGUGUGUGGUGUUAUGUCUAUUGUGAUUAUUUAUUGUUAACUUGAAUUAAAACAGCAAGAUGUGGUGUAAAAUCGUUGCAGACAUCUUGUUGAUUUUGCGCUGAGAAUAACAGGAUCCAUUAUCUUUUCGUAUAAUCUCAAAUAUAAAACGGUUGCCCUUUAUGCUAAGCAUAAUAGAUCUGCUGCAGGCAAUACAUAUUAAAGGGAAUGUGAAUAUCUUAAAUCAAUAAUAUAUUGUAAUAUAUGUCUAAUCUAUAUUUUUUGUUAAUGACAAGUUCAAUUUAGUGUCUUUGGCAUUCAAGGCUUGGUCAGAUAUAUAGUUAUGAUUAAUGACUGCUUCAGAUAUAUUGAAAAAGACAGAAAUCAUUAUUUCCAUCUCAAUGCCUGAAGGCUUUCCCUCAGAAUGGUCAAACAAACCCCUAUCCACACACACACACACACACACACACACACACACACACACACACACACACACACACACACACACACACACACACACACCGACCCAAGACCUCCUCAUGUAUAUGUCUGCUGGGUAUGUAUUUUUUCAGUUCUCUGGGGCCUGAUGAAGAGCAGACGUAUAUAUUAAUAUCCCAGCCUCCCAUUAGGUCCAUAUCUAUAACAUACAGCCUACUGGGCCCUUCCCCCACAUUGUACAGACAAAAGAAUAACCAGCUGCAUUGAUUAUUUUUCAGCAUGACAGAUAAGGAGAUACCUUGUAGGUUCAAUGGGGUGGAUCUCUAUCUCCGGUGUGUGUGUUUGUUUGUUGGUGUGUUUGUUGGUAAGUGUGUAUGCCUAGGUGUGUAUGCAUGUCUCUGUGUGUGUGUGUGUGUGUGUGUGUGUGUGUGUGUGUGUGUGUGUGUGUGUGUGUGUGUGUGUGUGUGUGUGUGUGUGUGUGUGUGUGUGUGUGUGUGUGGAUCAAGUUCAUGCUGUAUCCUCAGCUAUGUGGUCUACCCUUUUACUGUCUCAUGUCUCUCUCUGGUUUUAAGCGGUAGGAGCUAGUCAUGUCGGCUAGCAUUCCCUCUAAGGAACAUCGCCCCAAUGCGAGGACGUUGAUUGGGGCUUGGUCAAGGUGAGGACAUAGUAUGGAUGGAUAUUUUCCAAAGUGCAGCACUCAGCCCAUCAGACCCUCACAUUGAGGAUGGAUGGAGGGUUCCCAGUGUCAUUGGUUCAAAGCUUGACUACUGACCCUGACUCAGCAGCCCCUCUCUCGUCCAGCUCUUCUCCUUACUCUUCACCCCUCCACCAACCCUUUGGCAUAAUAGGAAUGAUGCUGUCGGUAUGUCCGUCUGUCUGUCUGUCUGACCAUGUGUGUCUGACUGUGUCUGACUUUGUCUGUCUGUCUGUCUGUCUGUCUGUCUGUCUGUCUGUCUGUCUGUCUGUCUGUCUGUCUGACUGACUGACUGACUGACUGACUGUGUGUGUGUGGUCAGUCCGUUGGUCUGACAAUGUUUGUCUGACCGGUUUGUGUGUGUCUUAGUGUGUGUGCGUGUGUGUGACUAACUGAGUGCGAGUUGUUUGUUUCAAAGGAUCUGCCAUAUACUUAACCCCAAUACAAGAUGCAGACGAGUGGGCGAGGGGGAGUUGCGUGAUACCAUGGUGUCCUGGUUGUUUUGCGUGUUGUGACCAGGGGGGAGGAGGGUGAGGGGGCUGAGGGCUGAGGGGAGAUGGACAAAGCGUCUCGACAGAUUAAACCAGAUUUGCCCCAGCAUCCCGCUGGGCGUUUGUUCCGCGCAGUUCUCAGCCUCAUGUGGCCCUGAGAGGUUUCUUUCAAGUUAUUUUUUUCCUGUUGAAAAAGAAAAAAAAAGCCAGUAGAAAUCAUGUCCUUGUUUGUCUCUUAAAUUGCUCCAAACAACAUGUCCCCCUGAUUAGUCUCCUCUCACUAGAGCCCACUUGUGCAUCUGAAUGGCUGCUUCACUGCAUUUUGUUUAGAGCUGUCCAUGCUCGCUGUUCCUCACCCCAGGACAACUCUUUACUCAGACACGUCGAUCGUUUACACAUUAAUCAAGCGUUUUACAAGGCUAAGAAGACAUGAGGAGAUAACUUACCAUACGAUAUUAGCACUUUUUUUUAAAGAUGGACAGCCGACAGAUUGGGAAAAAACGACCUACAUUUAGAGGAUUUAUUUGUUACUCGUGCUUAAUCCUGAAUUUAAUUAAAAAGAUGAUACUGUAAUUCUUGUUCCAGUUCCAGUGAUCACCGGUACCCAUGUUGAAAGGAUUCAUAUAUCAUUAAUUUGUUCCCCGGCAGCCAUUAGUGAAAUUAAAUGUUAAAAUAAAUACAUGAACUGCAAAUGUAAUACAUCAGUACCUCAGAACUGGAAACAAGUACUUUAAUCAAAUCAAAGCUGGACCUGUAAGACUAAUCUUGUGCAUCCAACCUCAACAACAUAAGCAUAAUAUUAAAAUCCUAUAUCUAUCUAUCUAUCUAUCUAUCUAUCUAUCUAUCUAUCUAUCUAUCUAUCUAUCUAUCUAUCUAUCUAUCUACUUUCCAAUAUCCAUCUAUCUAUAGAUCUACCUACUAUCCAGCCAUUCAUCCAUAUACUAUCUAUCCAUCUUGUCUCUCUCCCUCCCUCCCUAUAUUUCCUUUAUAACAUUCAGAUGGGGGCUUUUGUGUGAGCAUGAAAACCAAUCCGAAAGUGUGUCAACCCUUCCUUAUUAACACGUCACAAUCCUGUCAGACCGGCCUUCAGGUCUAGCCUAUUUCCCAAAGUAGAGGCUAAACAGAGCUCACGGUUGAAAGGUUGAGACACGUGGAGUUUGUGUCUUUCCCUUCCUUGUGAGGGAACCUUUAUGAAGAGAUGAUAGGAGGAGGAAAAGUUGAUGAAGUCCCACUCCUCUGUCUGCUUCCAAUGGGCUUCCGAGGGAGGGAGUGUGGUGGAGCUCAGGUCUGAGUCUCUGUUUGCGUAAUCCCUUGUAAUUCUCUCUGUGGGUACCGUCUUCAUUGUUCGACUUGUCUUUGAUGAAUGAGAUAGGGGACUGCUGUCUGCGUACCCAUGGCACAUACAGGCCAUACGACGGGAGUACACUUGGAUUCACGGGAGGGGAAAUUAACAUUAUUUACAUGGAUACAAGCUGUUGAUCAUGUUUGAUUAAUUGGACAUUUGUUUUAGUCUGCAUGACCAUCUGUGAUUUUGUAUGCGUGCAUGAGUGUGUUUUUGAGAGAGAGAAAGCGAGUUUGAUCUUUAUUUGUAUGAGUCAUACGCAUAGAUGAAUGGUAAAGCGAUUUAUUUCCAGAUGAACCGUAAUUAGAAGUGUAUGGAAAGUGAGGCUGAGCAGAGCAAGCUUUCACCGGCUGCAGAUGGGGAGCGCGUGUGCUGCGUGUUGGAGGAGGGGCCAAAGUUUCCACACUUGGAGGCGGUGAACCUCAGUCAUGUGUAGUAAAAAAGGAUGGCAGUAUUCGAAUGGGGACGUGACGGACAUCUCGGAUUGUAACGUUAUACUGAGUGAUACGUUUAGCGAGGAUACCAGUUACUCUUCUCUUCAUCCUAAACGAAUUCGAGUCAUGCUGGACUGAGGUGAAUGUGAACGGAAAAUCCGUUUCCAGUGAACGAUCCUGACUGACGGCCGUAAUUGCUGCAUGGAAGCCGGUCUGGCUUGGAUAUCUCCGAGGGCUACAAGUGAAAAAAGAAGCCCAUCUUUAAAUCCAUAAAAGGACACUCGUCCCUUUAUUUCAAGAGUCAAUGAACAGUGUCUAAGCACCGGCGUUGGGAGGACAAGAACCGGCCGAGUACCCCCCCUCUGCUCUCCACCCCACCCCUCAACCCAAGCCUUCAAGUUAAGCAAGUAACAAGCAGAAGAAUAAGAAGAGAAAAACGUUCCUUGAUUUUGGGAAAGGACGAGUGGUAGAAGCCAGGGAAGCCCAGUUUUCUGCAUGUCUGUGUGUUAAGGUCACAUGACCAUGUGGAGACUGGGGCGGACUGUGUGCUGCCUUGGAGCUGCUACACUGCUAUUCGCUAGCCUCCUGCAGACCGCCGUGUCCACGCAGGACGACGCCACGCCCAGAAUCAGUUUCCUCUACAAUGCGAAGGAGAGAUCUGCCAAGAGAUUCUCUGUGGACGGUGUCUCGAACUACACCUCUCUGCUGCUCAGCAAGGAGGACGACAUGCUUUAUGUCGGAGCCAGGGAAGCUCUGUUUGCCCUCAGCCUCUCAGAUAUCAGCAAGAACAAGCUGCAGAAGAACAUGACAUGGGGCACUCCUGUCGGAAAAAGGGAGGAAUGCAGCUUUAAGGGCAAGAACCUGGAGACCGAUUGCUUCAAUUACAUCAAGAUUCUGCUGCGACUGAACAGCACACACCUCUAUGUGUGUGGAACCUACGCCUUCAGUCCCAUCUGUGCCUACAUAAACACGUCUACGUUCUCCCUGGAGAGAGACGACUCUGGCGAGGUUCUGAUGGAGGACGGACGCAGCCGCUGCCCCUUCAACCCAGAAUACAAAUCCACCGCCAUCAUAGUGGAUGGAGAACUUUAUGCAGGUACCGUGAGCAACUUCCAGGGAAACGAACCCGUCAUCUACAAGAGCCUGGGGCACGGCACAGCCUUGAAGACGGAGAACUCCCUAAACUGGCUGCAAGAUCCGGUGUUCGUGGGCUCGGCGUACAUCGAAGAGAGUCAGCCCACGGGCAACCCAGUGGGGGACGACGACAAGGUUUACUUCUUCUUCAGCGAGGCGGGGAAGGAAUUUGACUUCUUCGACAACACCAUUGUGUCGCGGAUUGCUCGCGUGUGUAAGGGGGACAAGGGAGGCGAGCGGGUGCUCCAGAAGAAGUGGACCACCUUCCUCAAAGCCCAGCUCCUGUGCUCCCUGCCCGACGACGGCUUCCCCUUCAACAUCAUCCAGGACAUGUUCGUCCUGAAGCCAAUGGGGGACGGCUGGGAGAACACCGUUUUCUACGGGGUCUUCACCUCCCAGUGGUAUAAAGGGGCAUCGGGGAGUUCUGCAGUCUGUGCGUUCACCAUGGCCCAGGUGGAGCGGGCGUUCAGCGGUCGCUACCGCGAGGUCAACCGGGAGAGCCAGCAGUGGUACACCUACAACCACCCCCUCCCAGAGCCGCGUCCCGGGGCGUGCGUGACCAGCCGCGCCAGGCAGGCCGGGAUCCAGUCGUCCCUGCACAUGCCCGACAAGGUGCUCAACUUCGUCAAGGACCACUUCCUCAUGGACAGCGUGAUCCGCAGCCCGCCACUGCUGCUCAAGCGCAACGUGCGCUACACACAGAUCGCUGUGCACAAGAUCCAGGGCAUGGAGCGGGCCUAUGACGUCCUCUUCAUUGGAACAGACGAUGGCAAGCUUCACAAGGCGAUCAACACCAACGACCGGAUGCACAUCAUCGAGGAGAUGACCCUGUUCGCCACGCCACAGCCAGUCCAGCACAUAGAGCUGGACCCCCAGAGGGGACUGUUGUUUGUGUCGUCGUACUCCGGGUUGGUGGAGGUCCCGGUGGCUAACUGCACCAACUACGCCAGCUGUGGGGAAUGUGUCCUCUCCAGGGACCCCUACUGUGCCUGGACAGGCCGGCUGUGUCGCGACGUCAGGAUGGCGCCGCCCGACAGCCACUGGCAGCAGGACGUGGAGGAGGCGGACACCUCGGCCAUCUGCAACAAGACUUCUCACACGCCCCGGUCCCCCUUUAAAGCACCAGCCUCCCGGGUCUCCGCCUGCCAGCUGAUGACCAUCCCCAUGAACACGUUCAGAGUGCUGCCCUGCGUCCUGCGCUCCAACCUGGCGACCCGCCGGUGGCACUACAGCGCCAGCGCCAAAGAGUUCCUCUACGCCACGCCCGAGGGCCACCUGGUGGUGGUGGCGCAGCCCGACCGGACGGAGACCUACGAGUGCUGGUCCGAGGAGGAGGGCUUCCGGCAGCUGCUGGCCAAUUACUGCGUGAGGGCGGAGCCCCGGCAGGAGAGCACCACGCUGGUCGGUCACUCGCGCACGCCGCACGUGGAGCGGGAGGAGAGUAUCCUCAUCCUGCCAGGCGAGUCGCGCUCCACGCAGUUCCACGCCAAGACCUACUGGAACGAGCUGAUCGUGGUGUGCGCCCUGCUGGCCUUCUCCCUCCUGGUCUUCUCCUUGUUUGUGGCGUACCGGAACCGCGACCGCAUGAAGUCCAUGCUGAAGCAGGGCGAGUGCCCCAACAUGCAGCAGAAGAAGCCCCGCAUCGUGGGCAAGCCCACGGAGAGCCUGCCGCUGAACGGCAGCGCCAUCCCCGUGUCCACCUCGGACCACAAGGGCUACCAGACGCUCAACGACAACUAUAUCUGCAGCACGCCAACCCACGAGUCCUCCCCCGACAACAGCAAGAGCUUCUCGGAGGCCUCGGACCGGAGGCCCCUCAACGUGAAGGAGAGCCACGUGGAGUACUCUCCCACCUGCCCGCGACCCAGAGUACGGCUGGGCUCAGAGAUCAAGGACUCCAUUGUGUGAGGGUGAGCUCGGAGGGGAACAGGAGCUGUGUGCCGUAUCUCUGUCAGGGUGCAGGCAGCAGCCAGUGGGCGUGCAGAGGAAGCCCCUCCCGAGCCACAAUGCAUCUCAUUCUUAUUUGUGUGUGUCAUCGUUGUUUCUUGAUCACCACAGAGGUCAUCUGCCCGCAUCGUAUCCGCGCCCAAGUUGGCAGUUCGGUCCUGCAUCUUGGGAGCAGUGGGGACUGUUGCACAAACAUGUCACAAACUGUUGUGAUCUUGUUCUUACCAGGAUGAAUCAUCCAUCGAAAAAGAACACGUGCAUAUAUACAAAAAAAUAUCCUAGACAUCCUGACCAGGGGCCGAUCUACACGGGCCAGAAUGUCCAUGCAAAUGUUUCCCAGGAGUCGAGAUCUGGGACAAGGUCGUUCACUUACACACAAUGACGACGCAACGAUGACAACUGAUGAUCUGUAGAAUAUCGGUUUCCCUUGUUCACUGAAGAGCUGUCGGAUGCCACGAGGACAGACUUCUUUAUCCUGUAUGGAUUUCAAAUCAAAAGAAUGACCAAUCGGAAGAAAGACUAGAAUUGCCACCAAAACGGUUAAGAAGUCCAAAUCUGCAAUAGGUACAAUAAGUAACUUGAUUAGUAAUUUAACAAGAGAUUCGACAAAGAGGCUCUGGUCUUCAGCUAAGUAUUCAUCUAGCCAAGUAUUGAUCAAAGAAGGCAAUACGACUUUUGAUAUGCAAGUUAGGUUUGACCGGAACCCACUCCUUUCGGCGCAAUCGGAAAUGCAUAGAUUUGUUCUAAUGGCGGAGACUAGUGAUGCGCAAAUAACAGAUGGGGAGAGAAUUCAACCGUCCCGAGUCAAGCCAAGAAGAGAGAGCGUUGCUCACUAGUCACCAAAAUAAUCUUGCACAAUGUGCCAAAAAUCUUGAUUGUGUAAUCCAAAUGCAAUAGUGCCAUUAUCACAAGCCCUUUCCAUCGUAUGCCUUAUGUUAGCACUGAUCACAGUCACGAGAAACGCAUGUUGCUGGAGCAAACGUUGGUGCCCAAGAAACAUCUAAAAACGUUAAUAACAUCAACUCAACAGGGAUGACUCUCGUACCCAUUGCUAGUGUAGGAACUAGACGUCUGGAGGACUUAUUCUCUACUUUCCUUCUUUGCCCAUGUGAUACUGGGGGGAGAGCUUCGGCUAUUUUGUGAUCUAGUGAAUUCACAAGUUAGUUAGUUGGUUAGCUAUUUAGGGGGGUAUAGCGUGCUACUCCAAGACCCAAUGGACAUGAUAUCAAAAAUGAAGAUUUCCCCUUUAUACAAAAUGAUUUUCUCAAAGUUUUGACAUUGGUCUUUUAUUUCUUUCUUUUUUCUUUUUUUCUUUCUUACAAACUCUUGGCAACAUAAACUGCAAUGUGGAGGCCUAGACCUGUUUGGUCAUACCCCAGCCCAGAGCAGUUAACGCCUCAUUUGUGGUAGACACAUAUUCUGCUGCCACUAGGGCGUUGAUUGGCCAUGGUACAAGUGGAAGCACAAGGUUACUGGGGGGUGUCAAAAACAUUCAGGUUGUUUGCACAUUUCAAUAAAUAUGAAAACAAGAAAGAUCAGCAAAGCAGGUAAGUAUUCUACAAGAACUGACUACUGAUAGAAGAAAAAUAGUGUUUGACUGAUGCCGAGAAUGAGGUUGAAUUUUUUUUUUUUAAUAAAAUAUAUAAUAUGACAGGGACCAUUGCCAACUUUUAAAACAAAUUCCAAUCCAUAGUGCAGACUUGGUGUUUAGACUUUUUUUUUUCCAAAGAUGUAGGAGAUUGUAUUUAAAGUGUUAUGUAAUUCUAAAGUUGACAGGUUUCAGAGGUCAAUGCAAAUGGCUUGUCUGCGUUCAUGUUGUGGAAUGUAUCACCCAUUCACUGUAUUAGUCCAGUAAGCCCACCAUAUGUACUCCAAACAUCAUAAACAA
This is a messenger RNA of Gadus macrocephalus (Pacific cod), 11026 nucleotides long. RefSeq names its product semaphorin-4B-like. The transcript is spliced from 15 exons. The coding region runs from base 6574 to 9099 and encodes 841 amino acids. Gene Ontology annotation, biological process: neural crest cell migration; semaphorin-plexin signaling pathway; negative regulation of axon extension involved in axon guidance. Gene Ontology annotation, molecular function: semaphorin receptor binding; chemorepellent activity. The record is from RefSeq and is a predicted model, not a curated record. NCBI's taxonomy places the organism in Eukaryota, Metazoa, Chordata, Actinopteri, Gadiformes, Gadidae.